CCCACUCUCUCUCUAAACAAUUAUAUAUUUAUUUUUCUAUUUAUAUAAAAAAACCCGUCACACCUUAACCGUUUGUUUUCCGAUGUCCGGCAGAGGACGUGGAGGAACGGCACCUGGUCGUGGGCGUGGACGUGGACGUGGACGCGCCGGUGAACUUCCGGUUUCGUCGUUCCAGAACCUCUCUAUAGGUUCGUCGGCGCCGUCUCCGGCCGGUCCACCUGUAAUGCAGCAACAGCGUCCGGUUCAACAAGCGGUGGCGGCUGCUCCGUCGCCGUCUCCGUCCGUACCGUCGGCACCUAUGUCGUCGAAGAAGCUAGCCGCUCCGCCGAGGGCUGGUUUUGGUACUGUUGGUAGAAAGUGUGUGAUUAAGGCGAAUCACUUCCUCGUCGAUCUAGGCGAGAAAGAUCCGUACCAAUAUGAUGUGACAAUUACCCCUGAGGUAACUUCAAAGACAAAAUGUAGAGAUAUCAUGAAUAUUCUUAGCAAGUUUUACAAGGCUUCACACAUGGGAAACAUGUUGCUUGCUUAUGAUGGGAAGAAAAGUGCAUUUGCCGCUGGAGCUCUGCCGUUCGAGUCAAAAGAGUUCGUUGUAAAACUCGAAGAGCAGCAGCGUGAAAAAGAGUUCAAGGUGACUAUUAAGUUUGCUGCUCGAAAGGAUCUUCAUCACUUGAGACAGUACUUGGCUGGAAGACAAAGUGAUAUACCACAAGAGACUAUUCAAGCUCUUGAUGUGGUUCUGAGGGAGUCUGCUUCUAAAAACCGUGAAAUAAUUGGCCGGUCACUGUUCACUCCUGAUGGCAAAGGUGUUCUAGGUGAUGGUGUUGAGUUUUGGAAAGGGUUUUACCAGAGUAUGCGACCAACGCAAAUGGGCAUGUCACUCAACAUUGAUAUGGCUGCAAGGGCUUUUUAUGAACCGAGGUUGGUCUCAGAUUUUGUUGGAGAAUUUCUUGGCAAAGAUAUAUCAAGGCCACUUUCAGACCAAGAACGUCUUAAGGUCAAGAGAGCUCUUAGAGGUGUUAGGGUUGAAGUUCGCCGGAAGGAUUACAUGAGGCGCUAUAAGGUUAACGGAUUGACUGCUCAACCGCUUAACCAGCUAACCUUUGUUGAUGAAACGGGAGCAACUACAACUGUUGUUCAAUACUUCCGUACCAAGUACAAUAUCCAGAUUCGUUUUCCCUUUCUUCCUGCUAUUCAAGCUGGGACAGAAGCGAAGCCUACGUAUCUGCCUAUGGAGACUUGCUGGCUUGCUGGGGGACAAAGGUAUGCUUUGAAGCUAAAUGAGAAGCAAGUGACUAACUUCUUAAGGGCUACUUGCCAACGCCCAAAAGAUAGAGAAGAAAGCAUUAUGAGGACAAUGCAGAGUAACAAGUACAAUGAUGAUGAUCUAGUGAACAAAGAUUUUGGCAUGCGGGUGAAGGAACAGCUUACAACAAUUGAUGCACGAGUUCUUCCACCACCUCCUCUCAAGUAUCAUGGUUCUUCAGAGAUUAAUCCAUUGGUUGGUCAAUGGAAUAUGAUUGAUCUGAAAAUGAUAAAUGGAGGCACUGUCAAUUAUUGGGCUAUCGCCAACUUUUCAAGGCAAAGAGAAGAUGCUGUUGGACGCUUUUGCCAUGAACUUGUCCAGAUGUGUAUGAACAAAGGAAUGGUAUUUAAUCCCCAGCCACUGAUCCGAAUGUUUUCUGCUCCGCCUCACAACAUUGAGAAGGCCCUGGCUGAUAUUCUCUCUCAGUGUAACACACAACUAACGAGUGUUGCACCUGGAAGCCAGCUUCAAAUGCUGUUUGUGAUUCUUCCAGAGGCAAAAGGAACUUAUCCAAGAAUCAAGCGAGUCUGCGAGACAGAGUUGGGGAUUGUUUCUCAGUGCUGUAAACCGCAACAUGUGAUGAAGCUCAGCAAGCAAUACCUUGAGAAUGUGGCUUUGAAGAUUAAUGUUAAGGUGGGGGGCAGGAACCUGGUUUUGUCUGCAGCUCUCAAUAAUAAGCUUCCAUAUGUAACUGAUCGGCCAACUAUAAUCUUCGGGGCCGAUGUCACUCAUCCUUCACCAGGAGAAGAUUCAAGCCCUUCAAUUGCUGCUGUGGUAGCGUCUAUGGAUUGGCCCCAAGUCACCAAGUAUAAAGCCCUAGUCUCUGCACAGUCACACAGACAGGAAAUUAUUCAGGAUUUGUACACAACUUCCACUGAUUCAAAAAGGGGUAUAGUUCAUGGAGGGUUAAUAAGGGAGCUCUUGAUAUCUUUUAAGAAAUCUACUGGACAUAAACCUCAUCGAAUUAUAUUCUACAGGGAUGGUGUCAGUGAAGGACAGUUUAAUGAGGUUCUUUUGAGCGAGAUGGACAAAAUCCGCAGGGCUUGUAUCUCUUUGGAGGAGAACUAUAUGCCUCCUGUAACAUUUGUGGUUGUUCAAAAGAGGCAUCAUACUCGUUUCUUUCCCUCUAGGCAUGGUGAUAGGGGUACCACUGAUAGGAGUGGAAAUAUUCUUCCUGGUACUGUGGUUGAUACCAAAAUCUGUCACCCUACUGAAUUCGACUUCUACUUAUGUAGCCAUGCUGGUAUUCAGGGAACGAGUCGUCCAACGCACUACCAUGUGCUAUAUGAUGAGAACAAAUUUACCGCUGAUGGGUUACAAAUGCUCACAAACAGUUUGUGUUACACAUAUGCUAGGUGUACCCGAUCUGUUUCUAUAGUCCCUCCUGCAUACUAUGCUCACUUGGCCGCGUUCCGUGCUCGUAACUACAUUGAAGGAGGAGAUCUAUCUGAUAGUGAUUCACGUGGUGCACGAACAACAAGGGAGAAAGCUGCUGCAGUCAAACCACUACCAGUAAUUCAUGAUAAUGUGAAAAGUGUGAUGUUCUACUGUUAGGUGUUCUAGGGUGAAAUUUUAGAUUUGAUAUGAUGGUGGAAUCAGCUAAUGGGUUUUUCCAUGGGGUUUUUGUUGGCUAAGUUAUCCCCAUGUAGAUGGAUUGUAAAUAAUAAGUAGUACAAUUGCAAAGCAAAGCAUCGUGUGCUUUUGCUGGUGCCAAACUUGCUAGAUUUGACUGGCUCCUAACCUUUUACAUGAUGCUUUUGAUGAACAUGAUCUGAUUUUGAAUGAAUAGGAAGGUUAACUUUUGGUAUUA
This is a messenger RNA of Erigeron canadensis, 3113 nucleotides long. Its product is annotated as protein argonaute MEL1-like. Gene Ontology annotation, biological process: regulatory ncRNA-mediated post-transcriptional gene silencing. Lineage: Eukaryota; Viridiplantae; Streptophyta; Magnoliopsida; Asterales; Asteraceae. Gene Ontology annotation, cellular component: cytoplasm. Gene Ontology annotation, molecular function: protein binding; RNA binding. The transcript has 22 exons. Bases 83 to 2857 code for a protein of 924 amino acids. The record is from RefSeq and is a predicted model, not a curated record.